AUGAGAUACCUGAGAGCAGUGAAGGGAUUAACUAGAAGGGACAGAAUACGCAACGAAACAGUAAGGGCAGAAUUAGAUGUGGAACCAAUACUCGACAGCAUAAAAAAGCAACAACUGAAAUGGUUUGGUCAUAUGGUGAGGAUGGAAGAGGACAGACAGGCAAAAAGGAUAUGGCAAACAAAAACAAUACAGAAAAGACCGAGAGGCAGACCGAAAAAAACAUGGAAUGAUGUAGUAGCAGAAAACCUAGAAAAGAGGAACAAGACAUGGAAUGAAGCAAGAACAAUGGCAAGAGACAAGAACAGCUGGACAGGAUUUGUACAUAACUUAACUUAAC
Brassicogethes aeneus is the source of this 337-nucleotide messenger RNA. NCBI's taxonomy places the organism in Eukaryota, Metazoa, Arthropoda, Insecta, Coleoptera, Nitidulidae. The record is from the annotation of a GenBank genome assembly.